AUGGCCGAAUCUCCUGGUGCAGAAGAGCAGGCCACGCUACCAACUGCCGAACUAGUCAAAAUCGACAGCCACAUAAGCCUACUCCCGCCGCUAUCACGGCGAGGCUACGGCCCAGGCCUGAUCAUUGUUCUGCCCGACGAUACCCCAACAUAUACUGACGGCGGCACGGUGUGUGAGGACGGCAUACCACCUCCACUGCUAAAAUGGGCAGAAGAAGGAUUCGCCGUUUUGGAAAUUCGCGAAGCCGCAUUGCGCGAUACCAACUCUGUGCAGAACGUAGUCGACAAGGCCGUGGCUGCCCUUGAGCAAUGCAAGCAAUGCCGCUCCGACGGCGGCAUUGGAAUGAUCGUCUACGAUUCCUCCAUCUGGAACACGUACUUGAAAACAACGACGCUCGACCCAAAGGUAAAAGCCGUGGUUAUUUACGGCGGAGACAACGACAGGAGCAGCGAUGACAAUGUAUCUAUCCCCAAACUGCAACAUACCACACCUCGAAGUCAAAUGGCAGCGAAAGCAACCAACAGCAUUAACCACAUCUACCGGACAGCGAGGUCUUCCAAAUUCGCCAUUCCCCGCCACACCGACUUCGACAGCGUCAACGAGUCCAUCGCCCACACGCGGAACCUCACCUUUUUGAAAAAGUACAUUCGCGGCGCAGACUUUGAUCUAGAACAGAUCUGGGAAGAACAUACUUAUUUCGAAUUUGUGGUGCGGUCUGUGCCUGAGACUAUGGCGACCAUGGUACAGGAGCCAUAUGUCAAUCAUAUCCCUACGAUGACAGGAGGCAUCGGCCGAGAAAGACUGACCAACUUCUACCGACAUCACUUCAUAUACAACAAUCCCGAAGACACGUCCAUGACGCCCGUAAGCAGGACGGUGGGCAUCGAUCGGAUCUGUGAUGAAUUCAUUUUCAAUUUCACGCAUGAUAAACAGAUGGACUGGAUUCUUCCAGGUAUUCCGCCCACGGGGCGCAGGGUAGAAGUACCCUUCACAUCGGUGGUUUGUGUGCGCGGCGACCGGUUGUACCAUGAGCAUAUUUCCUGGGACCAAGCUUCCGUGCUUGUUCAGCUGGGUUUGAUCCCUGAGUAUCUGCCGUAUCCUUACCCGCUUCCAGAUGGAACCAAACCGGGUCCAGGUAAGAGGUUUGAAUAUCGGGUGCCGGCUGCGGGGAGGGAGACGUCGGUCAAAAUGCUUGAUAAAAAUGCCGUGCCGUCGAAUGGAAUGUUUGAAUACGAAAUUCGAGAAGUGGAUGAUGUUUGA
Exophiala dermatitidis NIH/UT8656 is the source of this 1260-nucleotide messenger RNA. Its product is annotated as carboxymethylenebutenolidase. The coding region runs from base 1 to 1260 and encodes 419 amino acids. Lineage: Eukaryota; Fungi; Ascomycota; Eurotiomycetes; Chaetothyriales; Herpotrichiellaceae. Gene Ontology annotation, biological process: polyketide metabolic process. The transcript is spliced from 5 exons. The record is from RefSeq and is a predicted model, not a curated record.